Molecule: messenger RNA, 2269 nt
Organism: Cheilinus undulatus (humphead wrasse)
Lineage: Eukaryota; Metazoa; Chordata; Actinopteri; Labriformes; Labridae
Gene: srsf5b
Product: serine and arginine rich splicing factor 5b
Exons: 8
Coding region: 160-1047 (295 amino acids)
Cellular component (GO): ribonucleoprotein complex; nucleus; cytoplasm
Molecular function (GO): mRNA binding
Source: RefSeq, a predicted model, not a curated record
GUAACGUGACGUGACCCGUCUUCCUCGCCCCUCCCUGAAUAGCAGAGGCUCCAUUUUGUUUGAUUUUGGAGUUUGCGGUCACUGUAGAUAGCUGGCAAGGAUAUAUUCCUCACGAAUACUACAGUAAAAAGAUUGAACAGCGUCGCUGACAUCACAAAAAUGAGUGGAUGUCGUAUUUUCAUCGGACGCCUGAGCCCGUCGGCUAGAGAGAAAGAUGUGGAGAGGUUCUUCAAGGGGUACGGCCGCAUCCGAGAUAUCGACCUGAAGAGGGGCUUCGGCUUUGUGGAGUUUGAUGAUCCCAGAGAUGCUGAGGAUGCAGUUUAUGAGCUCGAUGGCAAAGAGUUGUGCAAUGAAAGGGUGACCAUUGAACAUGCUCGCGUGCGUCUGCGUGGUGGCCGUGGCAGAGGAGGCGGCGGUGGGGGAGGACGUUUCUCUGAUCGCUACGGCAGAGGCUCCCAGAACAGUCGGAGUCGUAACCCUCCUCCAAUGCGCACUGAGAACCGCCUGAUUGUAGAGAACUUGUCCUCUCGUGUUAGCUGGCAGGACCUGAAAGAUUUCAUGAGACAAGCUGGAGAGGUGACAUUUGCAGACGCACAUCGCCCCAAGCUCAACGAAGGGGUCGUUGAGUUUGCUGCUUACAGUGAUCUGAAAAAUGCUCUUGAGAAACUGUCUGGAAAGGAAAUCAAUGGGAGGAAAAUUAAGCUCAUUGAGGCAGCAAAGAAAAGGUCAAGGAGUCGUUCCCGCUCGGAGAGCUCCUCUCGCUCCCGGUCUCGAUCUCGUGGUCGCUCUCCAUCCCGCUCCCCUCGACGCUCCCGCAGCCCCGCCAAGGCCAGCAAUCGUUCCCGCUCUCGCAGCCGCUCCCCUGCCGGAGGAGCCUCCUCCCCAACCCCCAAAUCAAAGGAGCCGGCAAAACGGUCCUCCAAGACCAGCAAGUCAGCCACCCCACCCUCCCCUCUGCCCGCUCAGAGGGCCUCAGUCUCUCGUUCACGUUCCCGCUCUCGCUCACGUUCCCGCUCUCGAUCACCAUCCACUGACAGCCAACGCUAAAACUUUUCAGGUUAAAUGAGAAUACACAGCAGGAACCAUUUUCAGAAAUAGAACCAGUUUGGAGGAGUUAGCACAAUAGAGCUCCACCACCUCUUCUGUCAUCAGUUUUAAUCAAGAUUUGAUUUUUUUUUCUCUCCGUGGAUCGCCACAAUAACUAUCAUCAAGAUUUUCACAUUUUUGAUAUAGCCACACAGUCAUGUAGAGCCAAUCGGUAUUAUAUACUUUCAAGUAUUUUAGGGCAUUUCUUAAGUAAAGAACUUUGAAACAGAAGACAUGUUUGACACGUCUGUUCAUUUUUCCAUUAAGUUUUGACCCUUACAUGUGCUUACACCUUGUGACUCCUCUCCUUUGAGUCUGUUCAUUUAAAUCUGUUAUUGGUUCAGUUCUGCACAAUCACUUCCUCAGUCACUGAAACACCCAGGUGAACCAGUCUCACUGUAACUGGGGAGGUAAUCUGCAUUUUUCAGCAGCAGUGGGAUGCUUGUUAUAAGCUCAUAAUGACCACUUACUUGACCUCUUUAUGUGAUAAUUUUUCUUAUUUUUGCCUCUUAAUAGAAAAUUUGUCUUUAACUCUUGAGAUUCUUGUCCCUAUCGCUCACAUUUUCCAUGUCUUUUAGCAUCUUUCUUUGUAUUUUUCUGAUUGAUUAGAUCUGCCACAACUAGUGUACAUCAUAUCUUUACCUUUGGAUGCUUGCAUGUGCUUUUAUUUAGACAAUUAUUGAAAAUAUCUAACUGUGCAUAAAGCUCAAACACCCAUUAUUACUGGCAUUGGCAGCUUCGGUAUAAAGGGCACUGUACAAUAAUGCACAUUAGUACUGCGGUCAAACAGCUAUAGAAUAACACUGUAAAUUUCACUAAUCUUACAUUUUCUUGCAGCUGACUGUUGGAUUUUUACUUUGUUAGGAGAUGUAAAAAACUAUUUGGGUAAAGGUCAACACUUUAAUGGUGUCACUUCUGAAAUGCAGUUUAUUCUAGCCUUGUUCUUUUGUUUGAAGGGUUUUGUGUACAGCAUUGCAGACUUUUUGUUUUACAUAAGUGUAAAUUGUAAUUCCAGGAGAACUUGUUGGUGCUGUGAUGUUUCUGUGCUUCAGAUGAACAUGUAGACAAGAGUUUGGAGGACAUUUUUGUACAUAAGGAUUUUAUUUUCAGUGAAAAACACAUGGAUGUUUGUAUGGUGUAGGAAGACAACGGACGUAAACAAUAAAAAACAAUUUUAACUCGA